AUGCUGAAUACUCGAGAUGAGCGCGACUCUGAAGUGAAUAACGAGGAAUUGCCUUUAAAGAAGUCGAGAAAGGGCAAGGAACCAGAGGGGUUGCCUUCAAAGAAGUCGAGAACGGGCAAGGAACCAGAGGGAUUGAGCGGCAAGAAGAGACCCAUGAACGCCUUCAUCCUCUUUCGAAACGCACGAGGCCAAGAGGUGAGGGCAAAGUACCCCAGGUUCAAGACCAGAAAUGGUAUAAUCUCCAAGAUCAUCGCCAUUAUGUGGGCAGCAAUGACAGAUGCUGAGCAGCAACCAUGGUUUGACGAGUACCUUCAGCUAAGACGUCUAGAACCUGAUUUCAAGGAUGUCAAUGGCAGACAAAACUCUCGCCGAAGGAAGUUACGCAAGGAAGCGGAUCGUUUGAAGGCCGUGGCUCAGCUCCAGCUGAUUCAACAACAAUAUUCCAACGGCGAAGAGCUCACAUUCUCUGAGGGCCCCAGUGAGAUGGCUCAGUCACAAGAGGAAGCACAAAUCCAGCUUGGCACUCCACUCAACAAUUUAGACGAUCCAAAUGAGAUGCUGCAGGGACAUGAGCAAGCAGAAGUCCAGCUCGGCACGCCUUUGGGCGAUAUCAAUGAGCGACCUGCUGAGCUAGCACAAACAUUGGACGUCCUGCCAAGACCGGCUGGUUUUGUUGUCGAAGCGAACCGAGAUCUCGACUUCAACUCGACCCCCGACGCUGCCUUCAAUCCACAGGUUAACCAGCAUCCUGAUCACCAACACGAAGCCACGGCUCACCACGAGAGUCCCAUUGAUGAUCUUCGACUCUUCGGUCAAGAUUUAGAAUUUAUCUUUGACAUGGGGAAGUGCUUUGAUUUCAACAAAGAAUAA
Messenger RNA from Xylaria bambusicola, 870 nucleotides. RefSeq lists its product as uncharacterized. The record is from RefSeq and is a predicted model, not a curated record. Gene Ontology annotation, molecular function: RNA polymerase II cis-regulatory region sequence-specific DNA binding; DNA-binding transcription factor activity, RNA polymerase II-specific. Gene Ontology annotation, biological process: regulation of DNA-templated transcription; anatomical structure morphogenesis; cell differentiation. The transcript has 2 exons. NCBI's taxonomy places the organism in Eukaryota, Fungi, Ascomycota, Sordariomycetes, Xylariales, Xylariaceae. Bases 1 to 870 code for a protein of 289 amino acids.